Molecule: messenger RNA, 1470 nt
Organism: Rotaria sordida
Lineage: Eukaryota; Metazoa; Rotifera; Eurotatoria; Philodinida; Philodinidae
Source: the annotation of a GenBank genome assembly
AUGUCAGCAGUUACUUAUACAAAUAAUAAUAAUAAUAAUAAUGAAAUUCUUCAACAACAACAAAAACAAAUAAAUGCACCACCGCAAAAACAAAGAUAUGUACGAGGCGUUGUUUUAGUGGGCAAUGAAUCAUAUUAUCGAAGUAAUGAAUUUAAUUAUCGAUGUUCCAAUUAUAGAGGGAACCAGUAUACAAAUAGAAGAAAUAAUAAUUCUUAUUAUCGAAUUAGAAAUUAUUCAUACAAUCGUAAUAGAUAUAAUAAUAACAAUUAUUAUUAUUAUAGUGGUAAUACAUUUCAAGGUCGAAGAAGAAGCUUUUUUCGACGUCAACAAAGAAGUCGAUCAAAUCGACAACGAAGACGUGGUCCACGACAAAUAAGAUUAAAUGAUUUUAUGCCAAAAAAUCUACAAGGUGAUUGUUCGCAAGAUUCAAGAAAUCUUCCAGAUGAUUUUAAUUUAAAUAAUGCAAUUACAACAGCACCACCUGAUGCAUUACCACAACGUACAAUAUUUACAAAUAAUACUAAUAAUACAACACAACCAUUUAUAGUUAAUCAACAAAAUAAUAAUCCAAUUCAACAACGUACAACUACUUCAUCAUAUCGUCGUCGACAAUAUCGUCAAAAUAAUAUCUAUAAUAAUAAUAGUAGAUUUGAAAUCUUAAGUGACAUAAAUGAUAUUGAUAAUGAGAAUGAAGUUGAUAACAAUAAUAAUGAUUUAGUUGAAAUUGAAAUAAAUAAUAAAAACAAAACUAAAACAGAUAAAAAUAAGAAAAAGAAAAAGAUUCGAGUAUAUCUUCAACCAAAUAAAAUAUUGAAAUGGUUUGAAGAAACUUCAAAACAAAGUAAAAAUGUUAUAAGUGGUCGUGGUAAUCAAGCAUAUACAUUGGCGACUGCUUCUAUCUAUGAUGAAUGGAUAAGAAAUAAUUAUGAACUUCAAGUCUGGCAAGAAUAUCUUAAAUUAGAUACAAGAUUUGUUGAAAAGAAAACUAAAAGAUUAACGGAUGAAAUAGCUGCAUUAAGUGCCAUUCAUACAACAGCUGAAUUAACAGCUAAUUUAUUGACAAUAACUAAUGCUAAUAUUCCAUCACCAGCUACAACAAUGUCAACAAUUAAAAAUCAAACACGUGAACCAGUUGACCGUCUUGAAAAACAUAUAUUAGAUUAUUUACAUAAAUGUACACAACAUGUUAAAAAAUUGACUGAAAAUCGUAUACAAUUAGCUAAAGCACAAAUGGCAGAAUAUAAAGCAUUAGAAGAUUUUCAACAAAUAACAACUACAAUUCAUUGGAAUCUACAUUCAACUUUAAAAUCUAAAAUAAAAUUAUGGUCAACUAAAUAUAAAAAUUAUCGAACAAUUACAGAACGUAUUAAAUUAAAUUUAUCACCAAAAUUUAUUUCAAAUGUUGAUUUUAAUUUUAAAAUAGAUGAAUCUAUCAUUAGUCAAGAAGAAUCACAAGUUCUAUACAAUUGA